AAACUAUUCGAACACCCCAUCGAUACGGACUGGGACACAAAGCUCGGGAAGCUCCGUGUGUUGGAAGGCGCUGCGCGCUGCAGACAUGGGUACUGUUCUGUCUCUGUCGCCGAGGUCAAGGAAGGCAGCGGGCGGUGUGUGUGUGGACGAGAAACCGGACCUUGCGACGGCGGGAAAACACAGGAGAAGAGCCUAAAGAAGCGCCACUCGGUGCUGCUCCAUGCUCUGACGUGGAAGAGGCUGGUCGCCGCAUCGGCCAAGAAGAAGAAUGCCAAAAAGGUGAAUCCCAAACCCGACGGCAGCCAGGCCAAAUCCGAUCCCUUGGUGGACCAGCUCAACACCGACAACAUCAAGAAAUCACAACCGUCCAACGGAAUACUCGACCGAAAACCGACAGGGCCCAAACCCGGGCCAAUUCCUGUGCCUGUUCCUACAGUACCGGACCAGACCCGGCGGCAGACCCAGAAUGGACGCUUAUUCAUCUCCCCUCGGAGGGUGGUGGUGCAGGCUUCCACCGGCGAGCUCCUGAGGUGUCUCUCUGACUUUCUCUGCCGCCGCUGCUUCAAGCUCAAAGAGCUCACGGCCAAUGAGGUCAUCCUGUGGUUCCGUAACGUGGACCGGGCUCUGUUAGUGCAGGGCUGGCAGGACCAGGGCUUCAUCACCCCGGCUAACCUGGUCUUCGUCUACUUGCUCUGCCGAGAGGCAGUGGAGGAAGACACGGUGUCUGAAUACGAGCUGCAGGCGACCUUCCUCACCUGCCUGUACCUGGCCUACUCCUAACAUGGAAACGAGGAUCUCCUACCCGCUCAAGCCGUUCCUGGUGGAGUCCAGCCGGGAGGCAUUCUGGGAGCGGGCCCUUGGUCUCAUUGACCGGAUGAGCGGGCCAAUGCUGAGGAUAACGCAGACCCGCACUACUUUACCGAGGUGUUCCAGGACCUGAAGAACGAGGGAGGGUCAAGGGGAGAAGGAGAAGGAGAAGAAGGAGAAGGAGAAGGAGGAAAGACGGAAAACGGAUAGGCGAGUUGGAUCGUUAAGAACUGGAUGAGGGGAGGAGAGAGGGAGGGGGAGGGGGAUUUGGUUUAGGAUACGGUCGCGGACACCAGCCACACACCCGCCGGUUGUUUG
Messenger RNA from Oncorhynchus kisutch (coho salmon), 1125 nucleotides. RefSeq names its product cyclin-dependent kinase 5 activator 2-like. The record is from RefSeq and is a predicted model, not a curated record. The annotation marks the transcript as partial. Gene Ontology annotation, molecular function: protein kinase binding; cyclin-dependent protein serine/threonine kinase activator activity. Gene Ontology annotation, cellular component: protein kinase 5 complex; cytoplasm; growth cone. The transcript is spliced from 2 exons. Gene Ontology annotation, biological process: brain development; axon guidance. NCBI's taxonomy places the organism in Eukaryota, Metazoa, Chordata, Actinopteri, Salmoniformes, Salmonidae.